Molecule: messenger RNA, 1645 nt
Organism: Folsomia candida
Lineage: Eukaryota; Metazoa; Arthropoda; Collembola; Entomobryomorpha; Isotomidae
Product: protein draper-like
Exons: 2
Coding region: 121-1545 (474 amino acids)
Source: RefSeq, a predicted model, not a curated record
CGUCCCUACGCAUCCUGGUUCCAUGCAGUACAACGCAAGACAAUACACAGCCUGUAACACAUUCUUUUCUUGUCAUCUUUGUAAAAACCCCGUAAAACUUUUUUGACCGUAUUUAUUAUAAUGAAGAGUCACUUCUUGUACGAUGCAAGCAACUCGGCAUGGAUUCUUUCUUUGCUCACUUUGGGAAAUUUGAUAUUAGUGACCACAACUGCAGGAAGCGAGGACAGGGACACCAAAUCGCACCAUCACCUUAUAAAACAGUUUUUGGAACCUUGCGACGCAGUUUACACUCAAGUUCACUGCGAUGAUGACGAUGAAGACUAUAAUGAAGCUUCGGAGGCUGGAUGUGCCCCCAUCGAGACGGACGAUUGCGAUAGGUCACUCCAACUCUACUGUCACUCUGGCGUCUGUCUCCCCAACUGUCACCCCACUCUCGAGGAUUACGAUCCAGUCAGAGGGAAAUGCUUCAGAAAGAUCGGGGCCAAUUGUACCAGGGGCGAGGAGUGUGACCUUAAUGCAAUUUGUGAACGGAAGCACUGUCGAUGUGCGAAGAAUCACACUCUUGAGCCCGAAUCUGGAAAGUGUGUGCGAUCUGCAGAAUUUGGAGAAUUUUGUGAUUCUGACGUCAUUUGCGAUAUGUUGGGAGACGUUGUGUGUCACAACAAUACUUGUCAAUGCCGUGCCUCGGAAUCUCAAUUUUAUCACAUGAAGCGGAAGAGAUGCUACCUGCGAGUUGGACAAGAUUGCAGCAAUAAACAUCGGUCCUUCCAAUUUUGUCCCGACAAUUCUGACUGCAUUCGACAUUUAGAGAAUGGUGAGAGUGAGCGAUAUAUUGGAAUACCUGGGGACACUGAUGAAGAGAAUAAAUUUACGUGCCUUUGCGACCCUGGUCAUAUUUCCACCUCGGAUGGGAAAGCGUGCUUGGGAAUCUACGGAACGAAUUGCAACUCUCUUCGCAAAUGCAACACCGAAAGAUCAUUUAAAUGCUACAACAGUGGGACCUGUCAGUGUGCCCGACCCAAAGAUCAAGAGUUCCAUGAGAAGCUGGCAAGAUGUGUAACCCAUAUCGGCAGUUUGUGUGAAGCAAAAAAGGACAUUUGCGUGGAUUGGGCAGCAUGCAAACCGGAUGAGGAUAAAAGAGUUAGCACAUGUGAAUGUAUUUCUGGGUACAGUAGCUCUUCCUCUUCUUCGGAUGUAGAAACUGACAAAAAAGUUUGCUUAAAAGAUCAUGGGCUGGAUUGUGAAAUAGGGGAUCCUGACAAUACUGAUGCUGCUAACCCACGUUGCAAUUGGUCGAUUGGUUUGGAGUGCUCAAAUCACACGGGAACGUGUCAAUGCAAGGAUUACAACAUGUUCUAUGAUGUCAAGUUGAAACGCUGCAGGAAUUUCGACGUUGCACAGAGACGAAUUCCUGUCACCCAUUAUGACACCUCGGACAGGGAAUACUUGUUCCACGCCGUCAACAGCCAUUCACCAACAAUACUUGACGCGAAGUUUGCAUUUCUCGCUACAAGCUUUAGUAUUAUUUUGGUCAGUUUUUAUUAGUGAAUGUGAAACACAUAAAGAAAGUACUUAUAAUUUUGUAUGUAAAUAGAUUGUGUACAUAUUUAUUUCAUUGACUGGCUUGAACCAACCGAAUGGCAAA